Molecule: messenger RNA, 1663 nt
Organism: Chaetomium strumarium
Lineage: Eukaryota; Fungi; Ascomycota; Sordariomycetes; Sordariales; Chaetomiaceae
Exons: 4
Coding region: 186-1379 (397 amino acids)
Biological process (GO): negative regulation of transcription by RNA polymerase II; positive regulation of transcription by RNA polymerase II
Molecular function (GO): zinc ion binding; RNA polymerase II cis-regulatory region sequence-specific DNA binding; DNA-binding transcription factor activity, RNA polymerase II-specific
Source: RefSeq, a predicted model, not a curated record
CUGACCAGCUUUGCGCGCAACCGACUUGCUCGACCUACUGAAUUCAUAUCCAUUCCUCGACCACCCCUUAAACCAUCAAGCUGGCGUCGAUACAGUCGUCCGACUCUCAACAGGGCGACGCAGCAGCAUCGCUGCACCCUGACUUCCAAUUCGCUGACUUUGAAGCUGCGGCCGUGGAUCCAAAGAUGGAGGACGGUGCCCCGGUCACGUCACUGCCGAUGGCGGCCGAAGCCGAGCCCAUCUUGAGGGACAGCUCAGCGUCGGCGCCAGCUGCCGCAUCGCAGAACGUAUCGCAACCCCAGCUUGGUAUUCCAGCACCCCCCAACAGUAGCUCCACAGCGAGCUCUCCUCAACCAAGCGCCGAGUUUCCAUCUAUCUCAGCUUGCAACAUGAAUGUGCCCUGGGCUAACGCCUUUCUUAGACCAGUUGCGAUCGCACCAGCGAUGUAUGCCACAGGCACAUCUCCUGCAAGCACGGCCCCUGGCCCAGGCGGCAAUCUACCUACAUGCCAGAAUUGUGGAACAUCUACCACCCCGCUCUGGCGACGGGACGAGUCGGGCGCAGUCCUCUGCAAUGCAUGCGGCCUCUUUUUGAAGCUUCAUGGCCGGCCGAGACCGAUAUCACUCAAGACGGACGUGAUCAAGAGUCGCAAUCGUGUUAAAACGAUGAACUCCGCUCUUGCGAGACAGAAAAAGGCGCAAGCGCAGCAACAUUACAACCCUGCCCAAACGGGUGAUAUCAACGGGACGGAGUCUGGCACUGGCAACGGGACUCGAAGGCCAUCGCAAAAAUCCGCCAAUGGUGCUGUCGACGAUCCCAACUCUCCCAUUUCCCGCACCGGGACGCCCAACCUCUAUGCGUCGCACAUCACACCCCUUUAUCAGAACAUUGACGAUCAGUUUCAGGCGCAACAGCUGUCUGGCUUCGGCGGACCUGAUGGCCGUGCUCCAUCGCCUCUAAACGGCGACCGACUUGAUAUGCCGCAAACCCACGAGCAGCUUCUUGCGGCCAAUUCGAGCUUGAAGACAAGGGUCAGCGAGCUUGAGGUGAUCCAAGAACUGUAUCGUGGAAGAAUCCAGCAGCUCGAGCACGAAGAAGCGAACCGGCAGGCGCAAGAGAAGAGCAAAUCCGAUGCCGAGGUGCAGCUGAGAGCACAGCUGGACGCGAUGAACGAGUCGCACGCACAACUCCAGAAAGACCUAGAGGAGAGUCACCGGCGAGAGAAUAUGUUAAAACGGCGCCUGGACGAACUCGAGGUGGAGCUCAAAGAGGCGAAAGAGGCUCUCGAAGUCCACGAGAGCGGCCGUGCCAAGAGAGCGCGUGUCGACGAAAAUGCUGCGAACACGGACGAUGCAGUCACUCCGCACUCGACGUCAUAAUGUUUCUCCUAGGUCCAAGUGCGGAGUGGCCCACAUGUUGGCCGCACAAGAAUGCCCUUGUAGUUUCCAGGGUGCAUUUGUCUUUCUGCCCAGACAUGCAUCAAUCCUGGUUUGGUCGGGUUCUGAGCGAGCACCGGUUUAUUUUUCUCCUCUUUUCCGCGACGACGGCUUAUCGCCGAGCAAUCUGAUGAUGUCUUUUCCCGCUCUCUUGGGACUUCCAGCGCGGUCUUGCAGGAUCUCAGCGGAGGGAGCCUGGCUUUAGCAUAAGGUGGUGAUGGGAACCC